AUGGACGAACCGCCUCUGGUGCCGCUCGGCGCCGUCGCCGGCGUUGCCAACCUGGGAGGAUGGUCCAACCUCUCGGCCUGGGCUACCAAUAUGACUCGAUAUGCGCCGUCGCUUGACGAUCUGGUCUGGGCAGGGCCUCGAUUCCUGGAGAAGCUUGGAUCCUACCUUAAUCUGGCUGACCAGCCCAACCUUGCGCCGAAUACCGACGCCGGCCUCCUCGGCACCACGUCUGCUGCCGCGUACAACAUCAUGGAGAGCAACACUUCCCCUGCGGUUGCAGCGGCUGCGCAGGAUUCCUCGGCUUUCCUGUCUUUGGAGAGCGUACGCAACUUCGGCAGUGUCUUCUCAUACGCUACCAGCCGAUGGGCCAUGUCGUGCAUUGCCAUGGCCCUCAUACUUAACCGAACACACAUCUUCGCUGCCACCCGUCGCAGACUACGUCUUCAGUGGAAACUGAGACUGUUGCUUCGCUCCCUUCCCAUUGUCCUCCUGGUCAUGCAGGUGCGCCGUCUUCUCAUGUCGAUGCAGUGUCAGACCUCAGCCAACUUUGCCGAGCUCCGAUGGGGAGAUACCACUAAACACUCACGAUUCUUGCACGCGCAUACAAACUAUUUUUUGAAUACACUGAGCUCCAUUCUACUUUUCGGCGCAACAGAUGAGCACUCUUGUGCCGCGGUUCAUAUGAUUCCGGUAGCGGACCAAGUCAAAGCAUCCAAGUUGGUAGGAUCGCUGUCUGCCAUGUGGCCGCUGUUUGGUACAUUUUGCUUGAGCCACUUCAUCGAAACUGUGUCUUGUGCGGUCCAGGGCAGAACACUUUCCGCGGAAACUGGCAUGACGCUCUUUGAACAAUCCCUCGCCUUUGCCGAGGCCGAUGCCACUAUUAGCAACCAACUUGCACAGCUGAACUGGGAACCCAAGCCACAAACGGAACCGACUGCUUCAUCGUCUGCCACAGGUGCAGUGGUAAAUUUGCUGACAAAGUCAAUGUUGAUUAAGCGAGUCAACACGCCGCCUGAAGUGCUUCUCGUGGCCUUUUUGUCGUCAAUGACACAUCUCACAAGCCACAUCCUCGGACUUUUCGAUCUACAGGCCAAGUAUCGACUCGUCAACACCGGCUUCUGGGGCCUUUGCUUCAUGGGUCUCUUACGAUUUCCAACCGUUUGCAUCAUCGGCUUCGUGCCUCACGUCUUGGUACUGGGCGGCAUCAUACUUUGCUUCAUCAUAUACGGCCUCGCAUUGCUGCUAUCUGCACUGUCAGCGCCACCCAAUCAGGAGCGUUCUGCCAUGUCGUUUAGACAGCGGCUCAUCUAUGCCCACGAAAACAUGCAAGCAAACGUUUCCUUUGCGGAAGUCAGAAUCACCAGAGACAUGGACUUCUACACAGCUCUCCUACGUACAGGCUUUGCCGCCAUCACAAUGGCUAGUGAAGCUGUGUACUUGAACGAAGACAACGGUGUGAAUUUGACGCGUCAUACAUGGCUCGAAGAGGCUCGCUACAGAGAAGCAGAAGAGUUGCAGAAGCAGUGGGUUGGACUUGGCCAUGCUAGCUCUCAGUACGAUCGUAUUGGUGCUAUUGGUCUGAUUCCUGUCAAAGAUGGUCCGGUAUUGGCCCCCAAUGGCUACGCUCGGGAAAGGGCUGCACAAAAAGUACCGAAGGGCCGCGCAGAGCGAAGCUUCAGAGCCGGAGUCGGAGCCACAGAUAGAAGCUCAAGAUGGGUGAUGGCGCUCGACUUUUUUCUGAGCAUUUUCAAGCUUAUCGGCCGUGUCUCUGCGCUCACGACACUACGGGCCCUCCGUCUGGUUCGCAUCCAGAGACAGCCUGCCUGGCUGAAGUGGCUCGCAGAGAGACCAAAGUCAGCCAAAGAAGAACCAAAGCCAGUCCCUGUGACGCAGCGUGCAAGCCGCACCAUCUUCAUCAGCCGCAACGGCCGAGUGUCCAGGAGCGACGGAAUUGACGUCGAAGCCGAGUUUCGACGCAUCGGGCACAAUGGCAGUGAAGAGAACCUGGAUAGCGACUUGUACAACUACUUUGUGGAAGGCGGGUGGUGGGGUUCUGGCGAUUCCAGCGGCGACUACGCCCCGAGCCAUGGCGACGACGACGAUUGGGACGCAACCAGCGUGAUUUCUCAAUCCACAUCGGCCGACGAAAACGACGGCGAAAAUGACAGAAACCCAUGGGAGCCAGCUGACGAUGAAAUCGACGAGGGCCAGAGGACGCCCACUCAGCGAUCCCCUCGCGCGGUGCGUGAAAACACCCCCGUGGCCGACAGCCCCAUGGGCAUGACAGAUCUCGCCCGUCUCCUGCGUCCCGCCAACCGCGAGGAGCGCGAGGAAGCGACGACGCUCGCGGCGCACCUUGUCAGCGACGGCGUCAUGACGCGCGGCCGCUUCCGCCGUCUCGAGCAGCUCCGCCGAACCAGCAUCCUCACGAGCCCGCGCCGGCCCGGCGGUACGCCCACCGCCUUGGACAUUGCCACUCCGGCACCCGUCUCCGCCGCCACCAGCCUGGCCAGCCGCGAUAUUCACACCAAGCUUGAUCCCGACGAGGAGGAGACGCUGCUCGAGCAGCUCCUGCUGUCGCGCCGCGAGGAGGCCGCCCGGCCGCCGCCACAGACGCCGACCAAGAGCACCGGCACGACGUCGGAUCUCGUGACUGCCGGCGGCAGUAGUGCCAACGCCGGCGGCGACGAGCAGGGCCCGCAGUGCGUCGUCUGCCAAAGCGCGGCGCGCACCAUCAUCGUCUGGCCCUGUCGCUGCCUGAGCCUCUGCGACGACUGCCGCGUGUCGCUCGCCAUGAACAAUUUUGACAAGUGUGUCUGCUGUCGCCGCGAUGUGCUCAGCUUUAGCAGAAUCUACGUUCCUUAG
Akanthomyces muscarius is the source of this 2865-nucleotide messenger RNA. RefSeq lists its product as uncharacterized. The transcript is spliced from 2 exons. NCBI's taxonomy places the organism in Eukaryota, Fungi, Ascomycota, Sordariomycetes, Hypocreales, Cordycipitaceae. The coding region runs from base 1 to 2865 and encodes 954 amino acids. Gene Ontology annotation, biological process: ubiquitin-dependent protein catabolic process; protein ubiquitination. Gene Ontology annotation, molecular function: ubiquitin protein ligase activity. The record is from RefSeq and is a predicted model, not a curated record.